UCCUUUGCUUUCCCUAUAAAAAUAUCGUCCAAUCUUUAUGGACUGCAAAACGAUUAGCUAAGCAGCCUCAUACACUAAUUCCAAGAAAUAUCUUUUCUUUUCUUGCUUCUGCUGCGGCCUCUUCAGAGCCUUCUCUUUCUACUUAGUUUUAUUCUCCAAUUAAACAGGCCGAGUGUAAGCUCUACACUUUUCUGCUCGUCUGAGGAAAAGUCAUGACAAAGUCUUCAAAAGUCUCACAACAGGCAAACCAAACUAUAAGCAUGGAAGAAUCACCUGAUCCUCCGUUUGAAGAGACAUACAAGAAUCUUUUUGACAACAUAAGUAAUGAAAAUGAUUCAAACAAUUACGAAAACCUCUUCUUAGUGGAGAAAUGCGAGUUGCCUCUUGUCGAUCUUGACCAACUAAAUUAUGGAGACGAAUUCGAGAGAAGAGAGUGCAAGAGAAAAAUAGCCAAAGCUUCAAAAGAAUGGGGUUUUUUCCAAGUGAUAAACCAUGGAGUUUCACAUGAUAUUUUGGCCAAAAUGAGAAUGGAACAAGUCAAGCUUUUCAAGAAGCCGUUUAAUGAGAAAAUGGAUAUUGACAAGAAUCUUAACUUCUCCGAAGGAAGUUACCGUUGGGGAACGCCGACAGCUACUUGCCUUCGACAACUUUCUUGGUCGGAAGCUUUUCAUGUUCCUCUCUCUGAUGUUUCCAGUUCAAGGGGACUGAGCAGCCUCAGCAAUUUGCAACAACAUUAUCUGAAUUAGCACAGCAAUUAGCAAGAUUAUUAGCAGAGGAACUUGGACAUAAGUCAAAUUAUUUCAAAGAAACAUGUUUGCCAAACACUUGCUACCUAAGAAUGAACAGAUAUCCAGCUUGUCCUAUUUCUCCAGAAGUUUUCGGAUUAAUGCCACACACUGACAGUGAUUUCCUCACAAUAUUACAUCAAGAUGAGAUAGGAGGAUUGCAAUUACUAAGAGAUGGGAAAUGGAUUUCUGUUAAGCCUAAUCCUCAAGCACUUGUCAUCAAUGUAGGAGAUUUGUUUCAGGCAUGGAGCAAUGGUAUUUAUAGAAGUGUUGAACACAGAGUUGUGACAAAUAAAGUAAAAGAGAGGUUCUCAACUGCAUUUUUCUUAUGUCCAUCUUAUGAUGCAGAAAUACAGAGUUUUGUUGAACCUUCUGUUUAUAGGAAAUUUUCGUUUAGAGAAUUUAGAAAACAAGUCCAAGAAGAUGUUAAGAAGUUUGGUUAUAAAGUAGGUCUACCUAGGUUUCUUGUAUCAAGCCACUAAACACAAAAAUUUUGCAGUUAAAUGCCUAUAUCAUAAUCAUACUAUCUGACCUUUAAAUAGUUAACAAAGUCAAGAGGUUUAGGAUUUUUUUUUUCUUUAUUUCCGUAUGUCUCACAAUGUUAGAAUGGGCUAAUAUCUAUUCUCUCUGUUUUAUUUUA
This is a messenger RNA of Nicotiana tabacum (common tobacco), 1425 nucleotides long. NCBI's taxonomy places the organism in Eukaryota, Viridiplantae, Streptophyta, Magnoliopsida, Solanales, Solanaceae. The record is from RefSeq and is a predicted model, not a curated record.